Messenger RNA from Nymphaea colorata (pocket water lily), 1562 nucleotides. RefSeq names its product indole-3-acetate O-methyltransferase 1. The coding region runs from base 158 to 1300 and encodes 380 amino acids. NCBI's taxonomy places the organism in Eukaryota, Viridiplantae, Streptophyta, Magnoliopsida, Nymphaeales, Nymphaeaceae. Gene Ontology annotation, molecular function: S-adenosylmethionine-dependent methyltransferase activity. The transcript has 4 exons. Gene Ontology annotation, biological process: methylation. The record is from RefSeq and is a predicted model, not a curated record.
CAGCCCCAAGCCCGCCCAACAGCUGAUUCUUCGUUGUUUACAAGCAGCUGCCUUCUUCUUCUGCACCUACUACUGCUGCAAUAUCUGCGAGUUCAUCUGUCACUAGGCGAUUUCCUGAUCAUUUUUCUCAUCUCUGCGUACCUACCAUUUACCAACCAUGGCCAUGACCAUGCAUGUGAAGCUUGAAAGGUUGCUGUCCAUGAAAGGAGGCAAAGGGGACUCCAGCUAUGCCAAGAACUCUCAAGCUCAGGCCGAACACGCCCGGUCUGUUCUGUAUCUUCUGGAAGCGGCACUCGAUGAGAUGCAACUGACUGCCACAGACAGUGCCUUCACAGUGGUGGAUCUCGGCUGUUCCUCCGGAAACAACACCUUGUUCGUCGUCGACCGGAUCGUAAAACAUAUGCUCAAGAGGUAUGAGUCCGCCGGCGCGCCGGUGCCGGAGUUCCAGGCCUUCUUCUCCGACCUGCCAUCCAACGAUUUCAACACCCUCUUCCAGCUGAUGCCCUCACUGGUCAAGAACGCCAGCUUGGAGCAGUGCCUCACCGCCGUUGACCAUAUUCAGAGGUCCUACUUCGCUGCUGCCGUCCCCGGCUCCUUCUACGGCCGCCUCUUUCCUGCCAAGUCCGUUGAUGUUUUCCACUCUGCCUUCUCGUUGCACUGGCUCUCUCAGGUGCCAGAGGCUGUGACGGAAAGGUGGUCGGCGGCGUACAACAGAGGGAAGAUAUUCAUACACGGGGCGUCGGAGGCGACGGCGAAUGCAUACCGGCGGCAGUUCCAGCAGGACCUUGCGGGGUUCUUGAGGUGGAGGUCUCAGGAGAUGAAGAGCGGUGGCUGCAUGUUCCUGGUGUGCCUGGGCAGGACGUCCACCGUCCCCAGCGACCAAGGUGGCGCCGGCCUCCUCUUUGGCACCCACUUCGAGGACGCAUGGAACGACCUCGUCGUUGAGGGCCUGGUGGAUGCGGAGAAGCGCGACAGCUUCAACGUUCCGGUGUAUGCGCCGAACCUGGAGGACUUCCAAGAGGUGGUGGAGGCAAAUGGGUGCUUUGUGGUGAACAAGUUGGAGGUGUUCAAGGGAGGCAGCCCGCUGGUAGUCAGCUGCCCGGACGACGCGGCGGAAAUCGGACGAGCCCUUGCCAACAGCUGCCGGACCGUCUGCGGGGUGCUGGUGGAGGCACACAUCGGCGAGCCCCUCAGCCACGAGCUGUUCGCUAGGCUCGAGCGGCGAGCCACGUUGCAUGCCAAGGAGCUCCUGGAUCAACUUCAACUCUUUCACGUUGUGGCCUCACUUUCACUAGCUUAAUUAGAGUAGUACUCUUUGAAUUAGACCACCAGCACAAGCCAAGGGGUGGCGACUUCAGAUACUUCAAUUUCCCAGUGAAUUGUACCAGCACUAGCUUACUAGACAUUUCUCUUCUCAUAUGGUGUUUUUAUCCUUCAUGUUCAUCUGCUUUUUGUUUUUUGGAUAUUUUUUCUUCCAAUCUUAUGUGAUCAAAGUAGGUGUUUCUCGGACAUGAAGUGCAUGCCUCAAACAAGGAUCCAGUGGCUUCUUAAGCCAUUCGUUC